AUGCUGCUGACUCUCGCUGGGCUCCUGGUGCAUCUGCUCCUCGCCCUGGAAGACGCGACGUGGCAGCGGCUGGUGCGCUUCUACGCGGCGAGGGAGAUCGGGUCCCUGGACCAGGCGUUGGAGCGCGGCGCGGCCGGGGUGCCCAACCGGGACUUCAGGGCUUUCAAGGGAAUCAUUUCGGACUACCCGUGGACAUCCGCGCAGAGACCAUUGGCUGCACACCCUGAACCUCCGGAGGUCAUUGGACCCGUCUUCUGCCUUUACACCCGCCGAAAUCCGAAUGACUGCUACACCCUGAAGACGAACGAGACCAGGAAACUGAGAGAAUCCCCGUUCGACCCGAGGCGUCCGGUCAUGCUGCUCACUCACGGGUUCCUGGAUCACGGGCUCAAGAUAUGGCAAAUGGAAGUGAAGGAGGAGCUGCUGAAGGCGAAAGACCAGAACGUGGUCGUGCUGAGCUGGCUCGGGGGAUCCGGCCCGCCGUACAAUCAAGCCGUCGCCAACAUCCGACUCCUCGGAGUCAUGGCUGCCCAUUUCCUCGCCUUCCUCGCCAGGGAGACCGGAGUACGAAUACAGGAGAUGCACGUUGUUGGCCAAAGCCUGGGAGCUCACCUGGCCUCGUACAUCGGAUCCGCGCUCAAGGACAUGGGACUGGGGAAACUGGGUCGCAUCACGGGGCUCGACCCGGCUGGACCCCAGUUCGAACACACGGAUCCCCUGGUGAGACUCGAUCCUGAGGAUGCCCUCUUCGUGGAUGCCAUUCACACCGACGCUGCUCCUAUCGCAGCGGGAGGUUUGGGGAUGCUCCAAACGUCGGGUCACGCGGAUUUUUACCCCAAUGCUGGGGCUCGCAUGCCGGGAUGUGGACUGUCGCUUGACGAUUCUCUCGCAAAGGAAAACGGUUCCGUUGUCUACGUUUCCAGUCCCAGGUGUUCAUAUGCUGCUCGUUGGCGCUUCUCCCAAGGUUUUACGCGGUACCUGCUUUGCAGUCACCUGAGGACCUACGAGUACUUCAUCGAAUCCAUAAAUUCGCCCAAUCCGUUCCUCGCAUAUCAGUGCUCCAAUUGGGUCGAGUUCAGGCGGGGAGGAUGCGUGAGUUGCGGACAGAGGGGAGAGAAAUGUGCGAGAAUGGGAUAUCACUCGAAUGAAGCCUGGAAACCGGAUUUCUACGAUGGGAAACCCCGGAAAUUCUACCUCUUCACAGGCCCUGACCGUCCCUACUACCGUGUGACCCACAUGGUGACGAUGGUCCUGGCGGAUCACGAGAUCUCGGACAGGCGUGGAGGGGACAUCGGCAGGUUUCACGUCACUCUUCGCGGCUCUCGUGGCUCUUCUUCCAGGUCACGUCUCGGAGAUGAUGAGGAAUUGCGUGUCAGACCUGGCCAGGGAUUCAGUUUCCUGAUUCCAUCGCCUGAAAUCGGAGAAGUCGAGGAGAUUCUCGUGGAAUGGGAACGCGAGGGAAAGGCCAGGAAAUCCAAGAGGACGCGGUCGUCCUCUCAAUCCAGAGUAAUCAUCGACCGAGUCGUCGUUCACACCCUCGAACGCAACGCCACGGUGGCUUUCUGCGGCCGGGGUCGAGAGCUGGUCUCUGGGGAGAGGAUGGCGAUGAGGCGGGAUGACAGCCGAGGAUGUCUGGAGAAGCCCCUGCCCGGUGUCAAUCAGUCCCUCAGAGGCUCUCUCUUCGGCUUCCGUCUGCAGAAAAAUUCACGAGAGGAGAGGGACGCGGUGAUCCGGCUGGAACGGCGGAUGAAUGAGACGGAAGAGAGACGUUUAACGGGGAAUGGAGGCGAGAGACUCCAUUCCACUGGACCAAGGGAGAAGAAGAUCCGGCAUCUUCUUGCUCACUCUGCUCGUGAUAAUUCGGUGGAGGACAAGGUGGAGGACAAGGUGGAGGACAAGGUGGAGGACAAGGUGGAGGACAAGGUGGUGGACACAUUCCGAUCUUCGCUGUCGCUCUCCCCCAUCGGCAAUUCGAAAAGAGGCAUCCUGGAAAUCCGGAUUUCCCGGAUAAUUUGGGAAUGGUCUGAGUGUGCAUCGCGAAUGUUGAUGCAUUUCGCGGGUUUGCUGGUGCACCUCCUCCUGUUCAUGGAGGACGCCGUGUGGCAUCGCCUGAUGCGCUACUACGUGGAAGAAGAGAUCACGUCCCUGGACAACGUCCUUUCCGGCCCAUCCAAUCCCAGAGCGAGAAACCGGGCCAACAGGGCUUUUGGGAAGGACCUCCUUCGAGACUUAUCCAACCGCCAUCCAUCUCGUGAGACCUAUCAGGAACAAUUUUUUCCCUCAGAUGGUAGGGAAAAGGAGAAAUGCUAUCCCCCGUAUGGAUGCUUCUCGACGGACCACCCGUGGACAUCCCCGCAGAGACCAGUGGCUUCGCACCCUGAACCUCCGGAGGUCAUUCGACCCGCCUUCUGCCUCUACACCCGCCGAAACCCCAAAGAUUGCUACGUACGGUGA
Molecule: messenger RNA, 2454 nt
Organism: Darwinula stevensoni
Lineage: Eukaryota; Metazoa; Arthropoda; Ostracoda; Podocopida; Darwinulidae
Source: the annotation of a GenBank genome assembly